Messenger RNA from Hibiscus syriacus, 785 nucleotides. RefSeq lists its product as uncharacterized. The record is from RefSeq and is a predicted model, not a curated record. The transcript has 6 exons. Lineage: Eukaryota; Viridiplantae; Streptophyta; Magnoliopsida; Malvales; Malvaceae. The coding region runs from base 19 to 765 and encodes 248 amino acids.
UUCGAUCGUUCGAUAAUUAUGUGUCCCCGGGUGGCGUCGAGGCCUAGUAAAGCCUUGAAGGGUGUACAUGGGGUUCAAGUAUCUCCUCAUUCACCAUUUGCAUCUGUGGAGAUCAACCAACAUGGGGAGUUCCAAUCAACUCAUGAUAGAUCAUUUAUUACAGCAAAUCAACCCCUAUUGAUGCAAGUAUGGCAGCAGAGGCCAUCUUGUUUAAAGCCUGUAAGAUAUUGUUGUAUGCGAGGGGACCGGAAUCUUCAAGAGACGGUGGCUAAUGUGUUAACCUCACUUCCUUUCAUAGCUCUUGGAAUCCAAGCCCCAAGGAAAAAUUUUAACACUAGGCUGUAUGCUAAUUCACUAAUUGGAGUUGGAGUUGCCUCUUCUUUGUAUCAUUCUUCCAGAGGAAAGCUCAGGAAGUAUUUAAGGUGGGCCGACUACACGAUGAUCGCCACUGCAACCGUGUGUCUAUCAAGAGCUCUCAGGAACGAGAACCCAAAGUUACUAAUGGCGGCAUCGGCUUUACUUCUACCUGUGCAGCCUCUGAUGGUUUCGGCUGUUCACACCGGAAUGAUGGAGGUAGCAUUUGCAAAAAGAGCAUUGGAAGACCCAGAAUUAAGGAUGGCUCACAAUGUUCAUAAGAUGUCAUCCUUGUUGGGAGGUGUUCUUUUCAUUGCAGAUGAUGUGUUCCACAGGACUCCUUUUAUUCAUGCUGCUUGGCAUCUUGCGGCGGCUGUCGGCGUCGGCACCUGCAACAAACUUCUUGAAUAGUAUAUAUAUAUAUAUAAAUA